This is a messenger RNA of Cucumis sativus (cucumber), 1936 nucleotides long. RefSeq names its product SHUGOSHIN 2. Lineage: Eukaryota; Viridiplantae; Streptophyta; Magnoliopsida; Cucurbitales; Cucurbitaceae. Gene Ontology annotation, cellular component: nucleus; chromosome, centromeric region. The transcript has 12 exons. Gene Ontology annotation, biological process: maintenance of meiotic sister chromatid cohesion; meiotic sister chromatid segregation. The record is from RefSeq and is a predicted model, not a curated record. Bases 139 to 1401 code for a protein of 420 amino acids.
AAUUUCGCGCUCAAUCCGAAUCCUCGCAAUUCAUUUCCACUCUUCGGUCUCCUCUCAGCAGAAGACACUUUUAUCCUUCCUUCCAAGAUCUCUUGUUUAAGUUUAAAGAUUUCAGGGUUCCACCGUAAAUUCUCCAGCAUGGAGAAUAUCAUUUCGCUCGAUCCGGAGAACUGCGGUGUUGUAGGUCAAAAUGUGAAUGUGGCUGGGGAGAAAACGAUGGGGAGCUCCAAAGUAGGAGGUGGGCAGAGGAAAAGGCUUUCCGAUAUAAGCAACUGGAAGGAGCAACCUACACUGCAGAAGCGAGAUACGAAGACGCAGCCGGGUUUGCUUAUGACCUGUGAAUAUGUUGAUAAGUUACAGAAGGAAAAUAUGACACUCAUGAAAGUUAUCGCGGAAAGAAAUCGCAUAAUUGAGAUAAGUGGAAAGGAGUUAGAGAAAUUGAGAACCAAUUUUCAGAAAUUGCAGCAGCAGAACAUGCAACUUGCCCAAACAAACAGUCAAAUGCUGGCGGAACUGAAUUCAUGUAAAGAUCGGUUAAAAGCGCUUCAGCAUGAGCUUGGAUGUAAAAAUGGCAUUCUUAUGUCCAGAAAGCUGGAUUUGGAGAGUAAAGGAAAAUCAGCAACACUUCAACCUGGAGAGGUAGGGACCACCGAAUGUAAUGAGGCAGAGGAAUCUACAAAUGCAAAUCAGGAUAACAGGCCUUGCAAAUCUAACAGGCGACGGCAAUCCAGACGACAAUCUUUUGGCACGUCAAGUCUUCAGACAGAAGUUCCAAAGAUUGAAGGAAAAAGGCCUUGUUUGAGACAGCAGUCUGCAAUGUUCAAAACCGAGGAACCCCUGGCUGCCAAUGAUAUUUUGGAGACAGAAAAUUCCAAUUCUAAUGAUGCUUCUCAAUGUAAAGAAACUUCAGUUCUACAAACAGAGGUGCAAAAGGUUGAAAGCAAGAGGCCUUGUUCCAGAAGGCAGUCUGCAAGAUUCAAAGCUGAGGAACCAGUUACUACAAAUGACUUACACCAAAUGGAAACUUCCGAUUCUACCAAUACUCCUCAAUGCCAGGAGACAUCAGUUCUUCAAGCAGAGAUUCAGAAGGUUGAAGUCAAAAGGCCUUGUUUGAGAAGGCAGUCUACAAAAUUCAAACUCGAGGAACCAGUGGCCAUCAAAGACUCACUUGAGAUUGAAAAUUCCAAUUCAACCAGUACUGCUUUUCCAUGCAAAGAGACCAAGUGUGAAGUUGUUCCAACUUCAUCAGUAGGAAAAGAAGAUUAUGACAAUUCUAUUGAUAUAUCAGAAGUUCAAGAAUGUCGGAGGACAUCUGUUGGUAGACCGUCGAGGCGAGCUGCUGAGAAAGUUAUCUCCUAUAAGGAAAUUCCACUUAAUGUCAAGAUGCGCAGACAGGUAUGAUCAAUCCUAACCAAAAUUGCUUCGUCCUGUUGUCUAGAGGAGAGAUUUGUGAUAUUAGUAGAUAUUGAAGACAAGACUGCAACACCAGUUUUGUAUCUGUAUUCUUUGGUAGAUUAGAUUCUGCUCUUACUGUAAAAAGCUCUAGUUUGCUUCCUUGUACCUUAAGACUUAAAUGAGCUCAUUGCAUGAAACCAAACCUUACAACACCUGUCAGACUAAAGUGACCAAUUAGUUUUAGGACACUAUUUUAUCUUUGAAACAACACUCUCGUUUUGCCUUAGCAAAGUUAACUAAUGCAUCUAGUUGAACGUAGCACAAUGAGGAAGCAAUGGUAUUAUGUUUCCUUUGCCAUUAUCUGAUGCUUGAUUAGUUCAAGGGUUUGUUUUCUCUCACUUUCCAUUGGCAUGUUUGGAAGGAUGAAAUAGAAUGAUGAGUUUGUAGUGGGUUUUAAUUCCAAGCCCCAAUGUUUGAAUCGAACAUUUUGGGCAUGGUUUGUAGUAUCAAACUUAUUCCCUUCCCUCAAUUUUUAACUCAA